AUGGCGGCGCAUCCUGCCUCUUCCAUCAACCCGCAUCGAUACCCCGACAACAACGCCUAUCAGGAGCCAAUUGCCACAGCGCUUUCGACUUAUCUUUCAUAUUGCUCAUCAUUCCGUGGGACUCCGGGGCCCAGGCGUGUCGGCAACGGCCGCAGGUUGUGCUGCUGGCUGGGCUCUGGGCCAGGGCUUGUCAAAUGGGAUGAACAAGUGGUCAAGGCCCCCGGUAUUGCUUUUGAGUACCCUGACAAGUUGAUCAAACGUAAUAUCCUAUGCGAUGUGCUUCCUGCCCGCCGCCCCGGUCAUGCAUCAGCCCAGGAAACGUUGCAGAAGGUGACGUCGCUGCUCGAUUCUCACUCACAGAUACUCUUGGCUGCCCGCGCGUACUUCGUUUAUGCUCGCGCAGUGGAUGCAGACCAUCGCUGA
Messenger RNA from Penicillium chermesinum, 423 nucleotides. RefSeq lists its product as uncharacterized. The transcript is spliced from 2 exons. The record is from RefSeq and is a predicted model, not a curated record. Lineage: Eukaryota; Fungi; Ascomycota; Eurotiomycetes; Eurotiales; Aspergillaceae. The coding region runs from base 1 to 423 and encodes 140 amino acids.